Candida tropicalis MYA-3404 is the source of this 1470-nucleotide messenger RNA. RefSeq lists its product as uncharacterized. The transcript has a single exon. Bases 1 to 1470 code for a protein of 489 amino acids. NCBI's taxonomy places the organism in Eukaryota, Fungi, Ascomycota, Pichiomycetes, Serinales, Debaryomycetaceae. The record is from RefSeq and is a predicted model, not a curated record.
AUGUCGUCAAUCAAUUUCAAUAUAAUUUAUGAACGACAACUACCAAAAAAGGUUACAAUUGCAAAGGCAUCAACAAUAAAUCAAUUGAUUUCACAAGCAUUAACCGUAUUUCUGAUUGAUCCGGCAUCGUAUACAGGGAAAUUAUAUCAUAAUGAUAAAUUAUUGGAUGGAUCAUUACCUUUGCGAUUAACCAACUUGUUGAAUAAUUCCAAAUUGGUUUUAAAAACAUCAAAGAAAUCAUCAUCGGGAAUUACAAAUCAAGAUAUAAAUGUUAAAUUUAUGAAUGAUCAAGGUGGAAGUGCAGUUAAGAAAAUUUCUAAUGGAUUAAAAUUAAAUGAAGUAGUUAGAGAAUUUGGAGGUGAUCUUACUAGACCAUCAAUUUUAAGAAUACUUGAAUUGAAUAUUGAGUCUGAAAAAUACGACCAAGUCACAUUGGAAUCUAUUGUUGGAGAUUCUAAGAAUGUUGUGAUUCGAUUGAAUUAUAGAAAGAGCAACGACGAAGAAAAUAAAGAGACAACUGAAAGAAAGCAACAAGAGGCUAUUAGAUUGCAUAUUGAACAGGAAAGAUUAAGAAAGCAAAAAGAAGAACGUGAGAGAUUGGUUGAAUUGGAUAAAAAGAAGGAAAUACCACCAGUAUACGAAAAUGAUGCAAAAUCAGAAAAGGAUAUUGAGAUGAAAGAACCAGAUGAAGAACCAGAAGAAGCACAACACGUAGAGACCAAACCACUAACUAAGAAUCCACCGCCAUUGGAAACUACUGCAGAUUCAAACCAUUAUACUUUUAAGGAAGAAGAACUUGAAGAUACUCCACAAUUGUAUGUUCCGUCAAAAACUCCGCAAAAAUCAUACGAUAAUCCAGAUGAAGAUUAUGAGGUUACUUUGAAUCAAGUCAAAGCUUAUCAAAAUAUGAUCAGAAAUUCAGGAAAAAGAAAACCUUCUAAAAAUAAGGUACCACUGUCAUUACCUAAAAAGUAUCAAAUAAGAAUUAAGUUUCCAGACGGUACUAUAUUACAGAUUAACUUUAUUGAAAACGUUAGUGAAGUCAAAUUUGGUCAAUUGAUUAAAAAGAUUGAUGAAUUGUUACUACCAGAAUUUAUAAACGAGUACAAUUUGAAAAAUGGUGUUCCUCCAUUCACUACAAUUGAUAUGAAUUUCACGACCAACAAUGAAUAUUUACACAAAUUGCCUGAUUUCCAACAGGAACGAAUUAUGCUCAUUUGGGAAUUGCAAAAGAAAGAUUUGAAUGUGCAUGGUCCAUACGUGAAGAAUAGUCAAUUGACCAUUAAACAAAGUGAUGAAUUACCUGAACGAGUUUUAGAAACCCAUCGGGGUGAAUUGCCUGAUGAUGAUCAAUAUCGUCGUCACCAUCAUCAUCAUCAUACUGCAUCACAAAACAAUUCCAGCAAACCAGCCACAGAUGCUGAUAAAUCAAAGGAGUCCAAAGUACCAAAAUGGUUUAAAAUGAAAUAG